Gekko japonicus is the source of this 888-nucleotide messenger RNA. RefSeq names its product coiled-coil domain containing 3 (gene CCDC3). The record is from RefSeq and is a predicted model, not a curated record. NCBI's taxonomy places the organism in Eukaryota, Metazoa, Chordata, Lepidosauria, Squamata, Gekkonidae. The transcript has 3 exons. Gene Ontology annotation, biological process: negative regulation of gene expression. The coding region runs from base 40 to 873 and encodes 277 amino acids. Gene Ontology annotation, cellular component: extracellular region.
UCUUGCUUGUGUGCAGUCAGCACACUUAUCCUGCUCAUCAUGCUGCAGAGCCUGCUGCUGCUGCUGCUGAGCCUCCUGUGCCUUGGGACUCAGCUCCACCUCGGCCUGGCCUGUCAGCUGCCGUCCGACUGGAGACCCCUGAGUGAAAACUGCAGGGCUGAGCUGGCGGAAAUCAUUGUCUAUGCCAAAGUCUUGGCCCUGCACCAGGAUGUCUACAGCAUGUACAACUACUUGCCCUGGCAGUACGAAGCCACUGAGGAGGGGCUUUUCUACUCGGCUGAGAUUGAGAUGCUUUGUGACCAGGCUUGGGGGAGCAUGCUGGAAGUGCCCAUGGGAUCCAGGCUGAACCUGACAGGACUGGGCUAUUUCUCCUGCCACUCCCACACAGUCAUGCAAGACUACGCCUACUUCUUCUUCCUCAGAAUGGAUGAGAACUACAACCUCCUUCCGCACGGAGUUAAUUUCCAGGAUGCAAUAUUUCCAGAUACCCAAGAAAACCGACGGCUGUUUUCGAGCCUCUUCCAGUUUUCCAACUGUACUCAAGGGCAGCACAGUCUAAACUUUGCCAGCGACUGGGAGAUACAAGAGGACAACAGGCUGAUGUGCUCCUCAAUCCAGAAGGCCUUGUUCGAUGAAGAAGACCGCGUGAAGAAGCUCCAGCAGACAGUCACAGCCCUGGAGAAGCACAACAAGCAGCUACGUAAUCGAGUGAAGAAGGUGAAGCGGUCACUCCGACAAGCCAGGAAAAACGCCAGGCAUGUGGAGCUGAUCAACCGGAAACUCAGUGAGAAGCUCUCUGCUGCAGGGAGCCAGAUCCCCCAUGCUAAUUCCUUAAAGCAAGCCAACUCUCAUGCCACAUACCUGAAAGUGUAAUGCCAGUCUUGGAGA